This is a messenger RNA of Cynocephalus volans (Philippine flying lemur), 1065 nucleotides long. RefSeq names its product hyaluronan and proteoglycan link protein 1 (gene HAPLN1). Bases 1 to 1065 code for a protein of 354 amino acids. The transcript has 4 exons. The record is from RefSeq and is a predicted model, not a curated record. Gene Ontology annotation, cellular component: perineuronal net; synapse. Gene Ontology annotation, molecular function: hyaluronic acid binding. Lineage: Eukaryota; Metazoa; Chordata; Mammalia; Dermoptera; Cynocephalidae. Gene Ontology annotation, biological process: positive regulation of neuroblast proliferation; central nervous system development; skeletal system development.
AUGAAGAGUCUACUUCUUCUGGUGCUGAUUUCAGUCUGCUGGGCUGAUCAUCAUUCAAACAACUAUACUCUGGACCAUGACAGAGUUAUUCACAUCCAAGCAGAAAAUGGCCCCCGUCUACUUGUGGAAGCAGAACAAGCCAAGGUGUUCUCACACAGAGGUGGCAAUGUUACACUGCCAUGUAAAUUUUAUCGAGACCCGACAGCAUUUGGCUCAGGAAUCCAUAAAAUCAGGAUUAAGUGGACCAAGCUAACUUCAGAUUACCUCAAGGAAGUGGAUGUUUUUGUUUCCAUGGGAUACCACAAGAAAACCUAUGGAGGUUACCAGGGCAGAGUGUUUCUCAAAGGAGGCAGUGACAAUGAUGCUUCCCUGGUGAUCACAGACCUCACCCUGGAUGACUACGGGAGAUACAAGUGUGAGGUGAUUGAGGGGUUAGAAGACGAUACUGCUGUGGUAGCACUGGACUUACAAGGUGUGGUAUUUCCUUACUUUCCACGACUGGGGCGCUACAAUCUCAAUUUCCACGAGGCGCAGCAGGCUUGUCUGGAUCAGGACGCUGUGAUCGCCUCCUUCGACCAGCUGUAUGACGCCUGGCGGGGCGGGCUGGACUGGUGCAACGCGGGCUGGCUCAGCGACGGGUCUGUGCAGUACCCCAUCACAAAGCCCAGAGAGCCCUGCGGGGGCCAGAACACGGUGCCUGGCGUCAGGAACUACGGCUUUUGGGAUAAAGAUAAAAGCAGAUAUGAUGUUUUCUGUUUUACAUCCAACUUCAAUGGCCGUUUUUACUACCUGAUCCACCCCACCAAGCUGACCUAUGAUGAAGCGGUGCAAGCCUGUCUCAAUGAUGGUGCUCAGAUUGCGAAAGUGGGCCAGAUAUUUGCUGCCUGGAAACUUCUCGGAUAUGACCGCUGUGAUGCAGGCUGGUUGGCGGAUGGAAGUGUCCGUUACCCCAUCUCUAGGCCAAGAAGGCGCUGCAGUCCCACUGAGGCUGCAGUGCGCUUCGUGGGUUUCCCAGAUAAAAAGCAUAAGCUGUAUGGUGUCUACUGCUUCAGAGCAUACAACUGA